Molecule: messenger RNA, 243 nt
Organism: Meloidogyne enterolobii
Lineage: Eukaryota; Metazoa; Nematoda; Chromadorea; Rhabditida; Meloidogynidae
Source: the annotation of a GenBank genome assembly
AUGAAUUUAUUUAAAAUAAAAAAAAUAUUUUUAAAGGAAUUUAUGGAAGACGUAGAAGAAGAUGCCAAACUUCGAGAAAAAAUAAAUAUUUAUAAAAAAUCGAGAAAAGGAGGACAACCAUCAAUUUCAACAAUGGAUGAUGGUGAAAAUGAUGAAAUUGAUGGGCCAACAUUGGAAGAAAUGUUGGAAGAUUUAGAUAUUGAUGGGGAUGGAAACAAUGAUAUCGAUAUGGAUAAUAAAUAA